Messenger RNA from Cladocopium goreaui, 363 nucleotides. NCBI's taxonomy places the organism in Eukaryota, Dinophyceae, Suessiales, Symbiodiniaceae. The record is from the annotation of a GenBank genome assembly.
GCACAUUUUGGUAGCGAAAUUGCGGCCCCAUGGUCACUGUCAAGAAGGUCAAGGGCAAAGUGGCGAAGAAGAAGAAGAAGGGCGAAAGCGUCCAAGCUAACGGCCAGGGCGGCCAAACACCUUCCGGAUCUUCCGGCGCUACUGAGAAGACCCAAACCAGGAACAGUGAGACCAGUCCUAAAAAGGCCAUGAAAAAGUUGAUGAAAAAGGCCACCGGAAAAGCUGCCAAAGUGAGAACAAAGGUGGCAACAGAGAACACGAAGAAAGACGACGGAUGUGAUCUUUGUGAGGGGUUGAUCCCAUUGGAGGGCGUGCUGCGUUGCCGAUCAUGCGGACGAACCAUGGCCGCAACAGCUUAAAAAA